Molecule: messenger RNA, 1314 nt
Organism: Parnassius mnemosyne (clouded apollo)
Lineage: Eukaryota; Metazoa; Arthropoda; Insecta; Lepidoptera; Papilionidae
Source: the annotation of a GenBank genome assembly
AUGUCUUUCCUUCAUAAUCAUUCUUGCGAGUGCGUUAAGUCAGAAUUGGAUUUGUUUGCACUACCGUCUACACAAACUAGCAUUGAAAAUGGAUUGUGGAUUCAUUAUAAACCAAUUUCAUCUCUUGGUGAUGAUGGACCUAUCGAGUUUCAAGUUCCUGGGACCGGCGAUGACUACAUAGAUUUGUCUCAUACAUUACUCCACAUAAAGGCAAAAGUAUUAAAUCAAGAUUCAACUGACUUGGUAUCUACUACAAUAGUAGCACCUGUAAAUAAUUGGCUGCAUUCACUUUUUAGUCAACUUGAUGUUUAUUUAAACCAAAAACUUGUAUCACCACCUAAUAAUACCUAUGCAUAUCGAGCAUACAUGGAAACCCUUUUAAACUAUGCCCCUGCUGCUAAACAAUCUCAUCUUACUUGUAGUCUUUGGUAUGAGGAUACAGCAGGAAAAAUGGAUUCUACAGAUGGUAAAAACAUAGGAUUUGUUAAAAGACAGGAAUUGAUUAGUGAAAGUAAGGAAAUAGAAAUGAUUGGUCAUCUUCACGGUGACAUUUUUAACCAAGAUAAAUUUUUAAUUAAUGGUGUUGAAAUGAGUGUUAAAUUGGUUCGAUCAAGAGAGAGUUUUAAUUUAAUUGUUGGGUCAAACGAUGUAAAGUUUAAAGUUUGCAUUACGGACGCAACUCUUAUUGUUCGACGAGCACGAAUUAAUCCAAGUGUAUUACUCGCACAUCAAAAAGUUUUAGCUUCUACCACUGCUAAAUAUUAUAUUAGUCGAGCUGAAGUAAAAGUUUUAACAAUUCCUUCGGGUGUUCAAGGAAAAACUCUUGAUAAUAUAUUUUUAGGACAGGUACCGAAAAGAUGUAUAAUUGGAUUUGUGAACAAUUCUGCAUUUAAUGGUUCCCUUACUAAAAAUCCAUUUAACUUUGAAAACUAUGGUAUUAAUUCUUUCAGCUUAUAUAUUGAUGGUCAACAAAUACCUCCAAAAGCUUUGCAACCAUCUUUUAAUAAUAGCAUAUUUACAUCAGCAUAUCAUACUCUAUUCUCGGGAACUGGUAUUCACUUUCUUAAUGAAGGAAAUGGAAUCUCUUGUGAACAGUAUGGCAAAGGUUACUGUCUAUUAGCAUUUGACUUAACUCCUGAUUUAUCAGCUAACUCAUCAACUCAUUGGAAUCUCAUAAAGCAUGGUAGUGUAAGAAUAGAAGUACGAUUUGAAUCCUCAUUAAUACAAACAAUUAACUGUAUAGUUUAUGCUGAGUUUGAUAAUAUUAUUGAGAUAGAUAAAAACAGAAAUGUUAUUGUAGACUAUAGUAGUUAA